Messenger RNA from Nerophis lumbriciformis (worm pipefish), 2424 nucleotides. The record is from RefSeq and is a predicted model, not a curated record. NCBI's taxonomy places the organism in Eukaryota, Metazoa, Chordata, Actinopteri, Syngnathiformes, Syngnathidae.
AUGGCGAGUGUGGAGACAGCCGCCGAGCACGAGCGAAUUCUCCGCGAAAUAGAGAGCACGGACACCAACUGUAUAGGGCCGACGCUGCGGUCUGUGUACGAUGGCCAGGAACACGGCCUGUUCAUGGCCAAGCUGGAUGCUCGGAUUAGGAAUCACGAUCGCGAGAUAGAGAAGAUGUGCAACCACCACUUCCAGGGCUUUGUUGACUCCAUCACGGAGCUGUUGAAAGUGCGUGGUGAAGCGCAGAAGCUUAAGAGUCAGGUGACUGAGACCAACCGUUCCAUUCAGGGCGAAGGCAAAGAUCUCAUGAGCUCCAUGGAGGAGCUGAGACAGUGUCGAGUUCAACAGAGGAACAUUGCGACCACCGUCGACAAACUGACCCACUGCCUGCCAGUCUUGGAGAUGUACAGACGCCUUCAGGAGCAAAUGGAUGCCAAAAGGUACUAUCCGGCCCUGCGUACAUCGGAACAGCUGGAGCAGACGUGUCUUCCCAGAGCGGGCCAGUACCGGUUCUGCGCCAUCAUGGCGGAAAACCUGCCCAAGUUGCGAACGCAGAUCCGCGACACGGCCAUGACCCAGCUUAAGGACUUCCUGGAGAGCAUCCGAAAACACUCGGACAAGAUCGGAGAGACGGCUAUCAGGCAGGCGCAGCUGCAGCGCUCCCUGGACAGCUCCAUCUCCUCGCAGCCCAGGGCUCUUUUUGGCCGACGCCCCAGGAGAGAGGAGGCACCCGGCGGGGUCACGCAGAGCAACGGCGGGCUAGAAGUGCACCCUGGCAUCUUGGAUGUGGGGGAUGAAGAAGAGGCUGACCAAGUGACCGGUGCCCAGGACUUGGUGGACUUCUCACCAGUGUACCGCUGUCUACAUAUCUACACUGUGCUGGGUUUGCGUGAUGUGUUUGAGAACUACUACCGAAAGCAACGGAGGAAACAGGCUCGCCUCGUGCUGCAGCCACACUCUAACAUGCACGAAACUCUAGAAGGCUACAGGCGAUACUUUAAUCAGAUCGUCGGGUUUUUUGUAGUGGAGGACCAUGUGCUCCACACCACGCAGGGUUUGGUCAACAGAGCCUACGUGGAGGAGCUUUGGGAGUUGGCGCUGUCCAAAAUUGUGGCUGCUUUGAGGACGCACUCUUCCUACUGUGACGACCCGGACCUGGUGCUGGAUCUCAAGAACCUCAUUGUCCUCUUCGCUGACACGCUUCAGGGCUACGGUUUCCCGGUGUCGCAGCUCUUCGACAUGCUCCUGGAGAUGAGGGAGCAAUAUGGCGAGAUCCUCCUCAAGAAAUGGAACCUCACCUUCAGGCAGGUGUUGGACCAGGACAACUUCAGUCCUAUCCCGGUGUCCACGGAGCAGGAGUACAGACACUACAUGUCCCAGUUUCCCCUGCAAGACCCCGAGUUGGAGAAGCUUCCCUUCCCCAAGAAGCUUCCCUUCUCUGAGUUUGUGCCAAAAGUCUACUGCCAGCUCAAAGAGUUCAUCUACGCUUGUCUCAAGUACUCUGAAGACCUGCAUCUCAGCUCUACAGAGGUUGAUGACAUGAUCCGCAAAUCCACCAAUCUGCUGCUGACCCGAACACUGAGCCACUGCCUGCACUAUGCUAUUAAGAAGAAGAAUGUCGGGCUGGCUGAGUUGGUUCAAGUGAUCAUCAACACUACUCACUUGGAGCAAAGCUGCCACUUUCUGGAAGAGUUUAUCUCCAACAUCACUAACGUUCCGCCUGACACGGCCAACGCCACCAAGCUGUACGGGACGUCAACGUUCAAGGAUGCCCGUCACGCGGCCGAAGCGGAGAUCUACACGGGCCUCAAUGCCAAAAUCGACCAGUUUCUGCAGCUGGCAGAUUACGACUGGAUGGUAAGCCUGCCUAGUGGUACCUCGCCAACGCCUAGCGACUACCUGCUGGAUCUGAUGGCCUUCCUGAAAAGCACCUUCAGUGUCUUCACCAACUUGCCUGGCAAAGUGGCGCAGACGGCCUGCAUGUCGGCGUGCAAGCACGUCUCUACGUCGCUGCUGCAGCUGCUGCUCGACCCCGAGGUCAAACAAAUCUCCAUGGGGGCUCUGCACCAGCUCAACGCCGAUGUCGACGAAUGCGAAGGUUUUGCCAGAGCCGGCCCGGUCGCAGGCUUCCAGGGUGACACGUUGCUUCUGGCCUUCAGUGACUUGAGACAACUGUUGGAGCUCUUCACGCAGUGGGACUGGUCCACCUACCUGGCCGACUACGGCAAAGCCAGCUGCAAGUAUCUGCGCGUCAACCCGCACGCCGCGCUCGCCCUGCUGGAGAAGUUGUCGAAACCGUUGCGGGAGAGCAGCAGGAAGAACGUGGUCUUCGUGCAGUUCCGCAAGACGGAGCGCGACAGGCAGAAGCUGAUCGACGCCGUGGUCAAGCAGCUGCGCAACCUCAUCGCGCAGCACCACGCCUGA